Arachis stenosperma is the source of this 1272-nucleotide messenger RNA. RefSeq lists its product as uncharacterized. Gene Ontology annotation, biological process: DNA replication; DNA recombination; DNA repair. The record is from RefSeq and is a predicted model, not a curated record. NCBI's taxonomy places the organism in Eukaryota, Viridiplantae, Streptophyta, Magnoliopsida, Fabales, Fabaceae. The transcript is spliced from 11 exons. Gene Ontology annotation, molecular function: DNA binding. Bases 1 to 1272 code for a protein of 423 amino acids. Gene Ontology annotation, cellular component: nucleus.
AUGGCGGAGUCUUAUGACUUCCUGGGUGAUAUUAAUACAAAGAAGCUUUGGUGGAGUUUCAAAGUUUAUAUCAUCAGGAUAUGGGAACUUCCAAGCAAAUUUAAUGAGAAAGAAGUGCAAAGCAUUGAGAUGAUCUUGCAAGAUAGUAAGGGAAAUAGGAUGAUUGCUUCAAUACCUAAGGCGCUGGUCCAAAAGUGGAGUGAUGUGAUUGCGGAGGUGGUUGGUAAGGAGGACCCAAGAGACUUGGUUACCACAAAGGGAAAAGAGACUAAACGGAUGGUAAUUGUUUUGGAAGACUUAGAGCACAACAAGAUUGACUGCAUUUUGUUUGGAAAGAUGGUUGAUCAAAUACUCCCACACCUUGAGGAUGGAACGGUGGAACCUGUGAUUGUUCUGCUACAAUUCUUCAAGGCUAUACAGUGGAAUGGAAAAACUUCUCUACAGAGCCACUUUGAAGUGUCAAAGAUUCACAUAAACUCACAGCUAAAAGAGAUUGAGACUUUUAAAAACAGGUUGCUUAGUGAUGCACCAGCAACUACUUCAGUUAGGAUUAGCCAGAUCUCAUCACAAAGCAGAUGGUCUACUGUUGAUGAACUAACACAAGGUGAUAUAGCAGUAAAGACUAUUGAACAAGUGCUUAACUGUGAAAAGGAAGGACCUACUUGGAUUACUGGAACCAUUGUUGCUAUUAAUGCUGGUAAAAAAGACUGGUAUUACAAAUCAUGUAGAAACUGCCCAAAGAAAGUGGAUACUCCCAUUGGGAAUAGAUAUGAGUGUGACAAGUGUGGCCACACCCAUGGAAGUGCUGCACUCAGAUUCAAGGUUGAAGUGAUGGUGUAUGAUGGUACUGGAAGCAUCAAUCUACUACUUUGGGAUAGAGAAAUGGCUGAGGGUGAUGAUGAGUAUCCACCCACUCUCAAUAACAUAAUGGACAGAAAAUUACUACUUAAGAUAAAUGUAAAGUCUGCAAAUAUAAAACAGUUUGACCAAAUUUAUACUGUGAUGAAAAUAUGUGAUGAUGAAGAGAUUAUUGAAAAGAACACGCAAAGUGUGCUAUCAGCUGAACCAUCCACUAACACCGAAGGUGGGUGUAGCAACUCGGUGCAUGUUUCAGCGGAUGUUAAUCUCAAGAAUGAUUGUGAUCCUGAGUAUAAUUUGUUAGCUACUAAGGCUGGAAAGCUUUGCAUAUUGUCUAUGUUUUGUAUUAGUGUUUUGGUAUUAAACGUAUUGCCUUGGAAUGUCAUCGCUGUUAAUUAUUACAUGAACAACUAA